Molecule: messenger RNA, 2161 nt
Organism: Xiphophorus maculatus (southern platyfish)
Lineage: Eukaryota; Metazoa; Chordata; Actinopteri; Cyprinodontiformes; Poeciliidae
Gene: selenon
Product: selenoprotein N
Exons: 12
Biological process (GO): skeletal muscle fiber development; calcium ion homeostasis
Cellular component (GO): endoplasmic reticulum membrane
Source: RefSeq, a predicted model, not a curated record
ACUUUAUUCGUGUAACCGCAUCCAUAUGGUUCCAGUCUGGAUGUGGAAACAGGAAUCUGUGCAGGCAGGAGGAGAAAUAACAGCUGGAAAAGGGUCGCUUCUCCCGGCGAACUCUUCUUCUUCUUCUGUUGUUUUAUUUUGUAUUAUUUGAAGCCCUGCCUGCAGCAGGUUUAGCAGCUAAUCAGGCUGCAAUGAGCUCCUGAAGAGGGGUCGAGCAUGGCCGCAGACGUGGAUAAAAGCACCCCGGAGAGAGAGCGCAGCACCGGGGGCAGUGGGCAGAGGAGUCCGGGAUGUGGAGCCUGGUUCCGCGGAUGGAUGUGGACCCUGCUGGCGGUCUGCGCGGUUCCUCUGGCUGGUUUUGGGAUGAAAUACUACCAGAACUCCCAGCUACUCAGGCGUCAUGAAGAGGCGGUUCAGACUCUGGGUGUCGAAGGCCUGUUCCUCUUCUCCUCUCUGGACACGGACCAUGACCUCUGCCUGAGUCCUGAGGAGUUCAGACCCAUCGCAGAGAAGCUCACAGGGAUCACAGCGCCAGUGGAUCUGGAAGAGGAUGUGAUCGACGACCCAAAUGGGGAGACUCUGGUUCUGGAGGCCAGCAUGAAGCCUCUGCUGCUGGACUCCAUGACAAAAAGCCGCGACCGCUUUCUCGGGCUUUCUCACAGCUCGCUGAGUGGCCUCCGCUCCUGGACGCACCCCGCCGUUCCCUCCUCCUCGUUCCCCGCCGGACACUUCCGAGUGUUUCUGCCCCCAAAGGGCAAAACGGAGCCGGGAGACGCAUGGUGGGUCAUUCCCAGCGAACUCAACAUCUUCACUGGCUACCUGCCCAACAACCGGUACCACCCUCCCACCCCAAAGGGCAAAGAGGUUCUGAUCCACUCCCUGCUGAGCAUGUUCCACCCGCGGCCUUUCAUCAAGUCGAGGUUUGCACCGCAGGGAACCGUCGCCUGCAUCCGAGCCAGCAGCGACUUUUACUAUGACAUCGUCUUCAGGAUUCACGCAGAGUUUCAGCUCAAUGAUGUACCAAACUUUCCCUUCUGGUUCACCCCGGGUCAGUUCACCGGAAACAUCGUCAUCUCUAAGGAUGCCUCCCACGUCCGUCACUUCCGCCUUUAUGUCCCCAGUAACAGGUCUCUGAACGUGGACAUGGAGUGGCUGUAUGGCGCCAGCGAGAGCAGCAACAUGGAGGUGGACAUCGGUUACCUGCCACAGUUGGAAUUGCGGUCUGCAGGCCCCUCCACUCCCUCUGUCAUUGUGGACGAGGAUGGAAACGUCAUCGACAGCCGGGACGGACGCGGCGAACCGAUCCGGUUCGUCUUUGAGGAAAUUCGCUGGACCUCAGCGAUCAAUCAGGAGGAAGCUUCCCACCGCCUGGAGGUCACUUUCUACCCGUUUAAGAAGGUUCCCUACUUGCCUUUUGCAGAGGCUUUUGAGCGAGCCGAGUCGGAGAAGAAGCUGGUCCAUUCGAUUCUGCUCUGGGGAGCUUUAGAUGAUCAGUCCUGCUGAGGUUCGGGGCGAACUCUCCGGGAGACGGUCCUGGAAAGUUCGCCCGUCCUCGCUCUGCUCAACCAGAGCUUCAUCAGCAGCUGGUCUCUGGUCAAAGAGCUGGAGAACAUGCAGGCUGACAAGCAGAACCCUGCGCUGAGCGAAAAGGCCCAGUUGCAUCUGGAGAAGUACAGCUUCCCAGUGGAGAUGUUGGUGGCGUUGCCCAAUGGAACCAUUGUCCACCACAUCAACGCUAACUACUUCCUCGACCAAACGGCAAUGAAACCAGAGGACGAAGGGGCAACUUUCAGCUUUUCUGGGGGGUUUGAGGACCCCUCCACAUCCACGUACAUCAGCUUCCUGAAGGAGGGACUGGAGAAAGCAAAGGACUACAUAACCCAGUAAUAACUGUAUUUCACAGCAGCUGAUGCCAGCGAGCAUUUAGAGAAGAUUUCUCAUCUGUCUGCAGCAAAAGAAGUAUUUUUUUCUCCUUUUUCCGCUUCGUUUUUAUUUACUUAAACACUUUUUGUGGUAAAAUUAGGGCUGCAAAUUCAGUAAUCAGUUAUUCUGACAUAGGGCUGGACAAUAAUCAAUAACAACACAUUUCUUGAUAGAUCAAUAUAAACUGAUAUUACAUUUGAUAAAAUGUUUAAUAAUUGCACUCAAACUCUCAUGGCUA